Chanos chanos (milkfish) is the source of this 2178-nucleotide messenger RNA. RefSeq names its product CREB/ATF bZIP transcription factor (gene crebzf). The transcript has 2 exons. Gene Ontology annotation, cellular component: nucleus. The record is from RefSeq and is a predicted model, not a curated record. Gene Ontology annotation, biological process: regulation of DNA-templated transcription. The coding region runs from base 230 to 1012 and encodes 260 amino acids. Gene Ontology annotation, molecular function: DNA-binding transcription factor activity, RNA polymerase II-specific; RNA polymerase II transcription regulatory region sequence-specific DNA binding. Lineage: Eukaryota; Metazoa; Chordata; Actinopteri; Gonorynchiformes; Chanidae.
AGUACGGUGUUGUUGCGAUACGAAGUAGAUUCUCUCGUCGGUGUUUGCCCGUUUUCCUUCUUUUUCCUGCAUACGGACAAACAAACCAGAAGCGUUUGCUGUCGUGUUCGUUUUGUUUUUGAGUCAGCUUCGAAAUAGACAUCAACAAAUCGAAACAACACCUUAACUGGUUCUCAGUUUUGAAGAACUAGUUACAGGCGGUAACAAAACGGAAGCUUUUACGUCAAACAUGAUCACAAGAAAAAGAGGGCGUCUUGCUUCCAGUGACGUCGAAGCAAUGCACUCAAGUGCUCAUCGAAGUGAAGAUGAUCCAAAGAUCGAGCUUGUGACCACAGUUGAGCAAACUUUACCUGGUGGGAGUGAGACCAGUUUUCUGGAGCUUGACGACCUGUUAACUUCCGAUGAUUUUAGUUGGGAGCUUGACGACGAUGUAUUGUCUGCAUUCGACGACGUUGGAUUGCAGUGUUCAACUGACAAGUUCGGUGGAAAUCCGAGAGGUCAAGAUCUACAGGUUGACGUCUACUCAUCUCAGAAGACUACUUCGGCCCAGAGAGCCAAGUUUCAGAAGCCGUCUGGGCCUGUCAUCAAUAAGAAUGCCAUUGCUGCUAGAAUGAAUCGUCUGAGGAAGAAAGAAUACGUCAAUGGUUUAGAGCGGAAGGUUGGAGCGCUUGUUUCAGAAAACCGGGUUCUUAAGCAGGAGAAUGGCCAUCUAAACCAGAGAGUGGAAGAAUUGGAGAAUGAGACUAGGUACUUGAGAGCCGUAUUGGCCAACGAGAGCAUGUUAGCUCAACUGCUGUCUAGACUGAGUGGUGUGAACGGCAUGAAAUUUUCUACCUCGCUUUUCCAGGGGUCUGACAAGAACGACCACGAUUAUGCCAUGCCGAGAAAGAGGAUGAAGACGGAGGAGAAAGAUGCAGCUGGUGGUGUCUGCUUGCACGUGGACAAAGACCAUGUCUCGGUGGAAUUCUGCACUAAAUGUGCAGAAAGUGCGAGCACAUCGCUUAAAAUGUAGGGUCAAGUAUUUGUCUUUUCUUUUGAGAAAAAAAAGAGAAAUUCCUGAGACUGAACUAAAACAAGGGGACAUAAGCACAUUUGCUGGAGAGCAAAAAAUGUUCAAAUGUUUAUGAAUAUGUGCAGGUCCUGAAUGGCAUGUGUGUAUGUAAAAUCUUAAAACAAUGCCUUUGAAUUCAAGUUACUGCUAAACUUGUUGAUUAGUUUUCUUCUAGGUGGUUGUUCCGCCAUGCUGGGUGAAAGGGUUUCACAACAUCCAUGCCCACCUGACUCCAUGGUAAGGAUCCAGACACAGAAGACUGCUCAGAUGGUUCUCCUGAGAUGUUUUAGCUGCGCUUUUUGUUCAAUUUCAAAGCAUAUUAUGACGUUAAUCAUGAAUAGACACACAAAGUUAAAUGAAGAGAAAAAAAAAAUAUUUUCACACAUUUUGAUUUUUUUUUCCUUUUUCGUUUUGCUUAUACGUUGUCGACUGUAACUGUCUUAGAUGUAUUAGAGUAAAAUAUCGAGACAGCAGCCGUCUAGUUCACGCUGAAAACUGUAGGCUUUUGUUUAUAAAAAUGAUUGGUGACGUUUCACAAAGGGUUUGCUGUACCUUUCAGGUGCAUGAGCACAGUAAUUGGUUGAAAGGACGAAAUGGUCCAACCCCCCCCGAUUGGCCUCAUUUAAACGAUAACCCUUUGUGAAACGUCAUCUCUUUCUUGGAGAAUGUUUUUCAUUUGGCCCCUUAUUUUUCUUUAUGCCAAAGUGGAAUUGCUGUGGGGGAGGCAGAAGAAACGGGACCAGCAGCUUGCACCCUGGCCUGGUAUAUGUUAAAAGGUAGUACAAGAAAUGGUGUAAGUUCAAAGCUUUUCACUAGUAUUCCAUCCCACCCCACCCUUUUGGAAAUGGAAUAUGCUAAAUAUCUGCUGUUUGAGUGUAAGCUCAUGUCUGUUGUACAGAGAAAGGGAUAUUUCUUAUUCAGAGCCAAUAUUUUGACAGCGUCUUGGCACCUCUUGGUGAAUGUGAUGAUAAAAAAGAAAAGCACUUCAAAUGAAACUAAAUUCAGAUGGAAUGAAAUGAGCUUGUACGCACAAAUGCAACGAGGCUUCUUAUUUUCAGAGGUGAUCUUUUUCUUUCUAUUUCUUUUUCUUUGUAGUAUGAGUUCGUUGAGGUUUUGUAUUUUGUUGA